UGUGAACGUGCACGUGUUCUGUUUACAAGUGUUGUCACGCUGGUGCGUGGUGGUGGCCGAGGACAACCAUGGCCAUUCACAAGGAUAGUAUAUUUCGUAGGCAAAUCAUUCAACUUGGCGAGAACAACGAAACUUGUCACGAACUAUUUAAACAGUGUUUAGAAAAAAAGAACUGGAACCAGAAUGAUUGGGAACAGGUGCUUCGGACAUGUGCACAAGCUCUCCUGGAUCCACAGUUAACUCUAAUAGUUGGUGUACAGUUGCGCCCAUGGCUCCUGGAGCUCCUGGGAAGGUCUCGAGCUGCUUCCAUUAAAACCAUCCAAACCGGUGGAGGGAAAUCCCUUCACUUUGCUAUUUGUUUGGCCCUCAGCAAGCUUGUUACCAUCAGUAGCGAAGUUGUCAGAUUUGUACUUGUUUAUUUCCAAGAUGCAGCAGCACCAUUUCAAAAGGAAGAUGAAGACUGCAGUGAACCAUCUACUAAAAAGAGAAAGAAGCAGAAGCAACAAACACCUACUGUCACAGAAAAGGAAUUGUUACAGGCAACUUAUGAUCUCCUAAGGCAUGUUGGUGGAGACUUAAUUCACAUGUGGAAGUGGUCACACCUCUUGUCUUACAUGCAUCACCACUGUGAGGAAGUACAAUGGUUGGCAUGUCACUGCAUUGCACUUUUAUCCAGGAUGAGUGAGAUGCAACAAGAAUCUUUAAUCAUGAAAAAUGUUUCAUUGGAGACUCACAGAAGAUUGACAAUACAAAAUGGAGGGGCAACACGCCCUGUACUGCCAGCUGUGUGGGCCCAGGAGGAGUCGAGAGAGGGCUGUCUAGUGUCUCGACAUAGUGUCACUGUUAGUGGAGUUUCCCUUCCUCUCUACGAUAGGAAAUUUCAGAAAGAGGGUUGUUUGGUGACACUUCCAUCCACUGAGCGUAACCUGGAGGGUGUAGCGUUGGCAGUGUGUCGAGGUCAUCCAGUGUUAAUUGAAGGAGUUGUUGGCAGUGGAAAGACAUCUCUAGUUGAACAUUUAGCUUGUGUCACUGGAAGAUUUAAAGCUCCGUUUUUAACUAAGGUACAGCUUGGAGACCAGACAGACAGCAAGACUCUUCUUGGUACCUACUGCUGCACGCAAACUCCUGGAGAGUUUGUCUGGAGACCUGGCUCACUUACACAGGCAGUAACUAAAGGCUAUUGGAUUUUGCUAGAGGACCUGGAUUAUGCACCUAUGGAUGUCAUUUCUAUUUUGGUACCACUGCUUGAAUCACGAACUUUGCCUCUGACAGGCCAUGGCAAUAUCCGUGCCCACCCAGAUUUCCAGUUGUUUGCCACCCGUCGUACUCUGGCAGGGACCAAGAUGAUCAGUGGGUGUGCUGGAAUUCUUGAUAAAUUAUGGACCAAAGUCGUGCUGGAAACCCUAAGUCGCUCAGAAUUACUCCAGCUCAUUGCUGCCAGAUGGCCAGAUUUGGAAUCUGUAUCAGAAAAACUGGUUGCAGUGUACUUGAUGUUGUCAGCAGGGCAGCAUAUUGAUGACAGUGAUGGUAACAGUCAGGCUGACUGUGUAGAUAUGACUUCUGUCAAGGUUUCUGGUCGUUUGGUGUCAGUCCGUGACCUGUUGAAAUGGUGCACAAGAGUGGCAUCUCACCUUGAUGAUACAGAUAUGCCAUUAGCUAGAAGAGCAUUCCAAGAAGCUCUUGAUUGCUUUUGCGCAGCAGUGCCAAAUCCCAUGACACGCUUCACCUUCACCUUACACAUUGGCUCAUUCAUGAACCGCACAAAAGCAGAGGUAGAGUACUUCUGUACACAAUAUAAACCAGAAGUAACUCAGCUGCCAAGCCAGCUAAUCAUAGGCCAGAGAGCCAAGUUGUUGAAAAAGACUACGAAUACCUUAUCAAUAGGUGGAAAGAAGAAGGUUACAUUUUCGUUCACAAGACCCGCAGUGUGCUUGUUAGAGAGGAUUGGUGUAGCCAUAAUGAACCAAGAACCAGUGUUAAUAGUCGGAGAAACAGGAACGGGGAAAACAUCAACUGUACAGUACUUGGCUCACCAGACCCGGCACAAGCUACGUGUUAUUAACCUGAGUCAGCAAAGUGACUCAGCUGAUCUCCUUGGAGGAUUCAAACCAGUUGAGAUGAAAACCAUUGUUGCACCGGUGAGACAAGAAUUUGAAGACCUCUUUGUUACCACAUUUUCAGCUACAAAAAAUAACAAAUUUCUUCAACACAUUAUGGUGUGUUUUGUAAACCAAAGAUGGAUGGAUUUAUUUAUUUUGAUGGAGCAUACACAGAAAAAAGCAGCCGAGAAGAUUGGAGAUCCUAGCAAAGGAGAACCACAAAUGAACACAAAUGCCUCGAAAUCCCUGUCGGGUAGAUGGCUGAAGCUAAAAUUAAAAAUAUCAACAUUGAAGGAUCAAGCACAACAUGCCCAAAGUGCCCUCGCCUUCUCAUUCAUUGAGGGAGUUUUAAUCAAGGCUAUUCAAGAAGGGGAAUGGGUGUUGCUUGAUGAAAUCAAUUUGGCAAGUGCAGAGACUCUGGAAUGUUUGUCUGGACUUCUUGAAUCAAAUUCUGGAUCCCUGACUUUGCUAGAGCGAGGAGACAACAAACCUGUGACCAGACAUCCAGAAUUUCGUCUUUUUGCUUGUAUGAACCCAGCUACUGAUGUAGGAAAGAAAGAAUUACCAGCUGGUUUGCGGAAUAGAUUUACUGAGUUCUUCAUGGAAGAACUGCAUGACAAACAGGACCUUAUGAUUAUAAUCAAUGACUACCUAGUUCAGUUGGGUCCAUCAAGCAAUCAAGUUAAAGGUAUUAAAAACUUCUUCAAAAAGGUGAAGGAAGAAGAAGAAAAAUCCUUCAAUGAUGGUACAGGACACAAGCCUCAUUUUAGUUUACGUACCCUCUGCCGAGCACUUGGUGUGGCUGGCAAAAACCCCUGUUCCAGUUUACCAAGAUCCUUAUUUGAGGCCUUUUGUCUAGCAUUCUUAACUCAGCUGGAUCAGACUUCUUACAAUUUAAUGUUAAAUCUUAUCAAAGUCCAUGUCCUUGGUACUGAACAUGAAGGUAGAGGAAAUGGCAGACACAACGUCAAGCUGAAAUUAGACCCAAUCCCGGCACCUGCCACUGGUAAUACUGUGCAAAUUGAAGGUUAUUGGGUACAACAAGGUGACCAAGAACUUCAAACUCCAGACAAUUAUAUUAUCACUCAAACAGUGAGAAAGAACCUUGAAGAUCUUGUGCGAGUUGUGAGCAUUGGUCAGUUCCCCGUGUUGCUGCAAGGUGAAACUUCUGUGGGAAAGACGUCGCUCAUAAUGUAUCUUGCACGCCUCGCUGGAAAUUUGUGUGUGCGCAUCAACAACCACGAACAUACUGACCUCCAGGAAUAUGUCGGAUGUUAUGCACCUAAUGAAACUGGCAAGCUAGUUUUCAAAGAAGGUGCGCUUGUAAAGGCAAUGCGUAAGGGCCAUUGGAUUAUUUUAGAUGAACUAAAUUUGGCCCCAUCUGAUGUGUUGGAGGCCCUCAAUCGUCUCCUUGAUGAUAAUCGUGAACUGUUUAUUCCUGAAACGCAAGAAACAGUUCGUGCUCACCAACGCUUUAUGCUUUUUGCUACCCAGAAUCCUCCAGGAUUGUAUGGUGGACGAAAGGUGUUGUCACGAGCAUUCCGUAAUCGAUUUGUGGAAUUGCACUUUAAUGAGAUCCCUCCUACUGAACUUGAAGUGAUCCUUCAUGGAAGAUGUGAGGUGCCCCUUUCAUACAGCAAGAAGAUGGUUGCAGUCUUGCAGGACCUACAGAAUAUGAGAAGAGGAUCAAAUCUUUUUCAGGGGAAACAGUCAUUCAUUACUCUGCGUGAUCUCUUCCGGUGGGCGGAGCGGUACCGUCUUGCACCCAAGCAGACAGUUAAAUUUUAUGAUUGGGACCAGCAUCUUGCAGACGAGGGUUACCUUGUCUUGGCUGGCAGGGUCAGGGCAGAAGAAGAAGCUGAGUUAAUUAGAAAGGUUUUGGAAAAGAGACUAAACAAGAAAGUGGAUAAGGACAAUCUCUUUUCAUUGUCUGAAGACACAUCUUCAGUUACAAAGUCUUGUUUGGAACAAAUGUCAAUAAUAAAAGGUUUUGAACAUGUAGUUUGGACUCAGGAUAUGCGGCAUUUGUAUGUUUUAGUUGCAAAGUCACUUAGUUUCAAGGAACCUGUUUUGCUUGUUGGGGAGACUGGUUGUGGAAAGACUACUGUAUGCCAGAUGAUAGCUUCUCAGAACAGACAAGAACUUUAUACUGUUAACUGUCACAUGCAUACAGAAGGAGCAGAUUUUCUUGGUGGACUUCGCCCAGUACGGUCUCAUGCAGAUGAAGAUGAUAGGUUGUUUGAGUGGGUUGAUGGCCCUCUCAUAAUGUCAAUGAGAGAUGGAGGGAUGUUCCUUGCAGAUGAAAUCUCUCUUGCUGAUGAUAGUGUUCUGGAAAGGUUAAAUUCUGUUCUUGAGCCAGAGAGGAUGGUGGUGUUGGCAGAGAAAGGAACAGAUGUAGGAGGUGACAUAGAUAGUCUGGAGAUCAUCUAUGCACAAGAAGAGUUCAGGCUUAUUGGCACUAUGAACCCUGGUGGAGACUAUGGGAAGAAGGAACUUUCUCCUGCCCUAAGAAAUCGUUUCACAGAAAUUUGGUGCCCCAAAGUUGAAAUUAAUCGAGUAGCAUCUGAUGUACUUGGCAUUAUUGAGCACAACAUUGAAAAAGAAGUUGUUUUGAAUUCAGAAGAGCACACAAGUGGCCUCGGUAAAGCUAUGUUGCAAUUUUUGGAACAUUUUACAAAGACAGACCUUGGUAAAAAAUGUGUUCUUAGUAUCAGGGACUUGUUGUCUUGGGUGUAUUUUAUCAAUAAAGUUACAUCAGCCCCAACCAAUAUGGAUGUAGGCUUGGCUUAUAUCCAUGGGGCAUGUCUUGUUCUUUUAGAUGGUUUAGGAUCAGGACUCACAGGCAGUGGUAUUGCAGGAUGGAAGCAGCUCAGAGAAGCCAGUCUCAAAUACCUGUGUCAGCAAGUGUGGCAGAAGACUGGUGUCAUUCCCAACACAUCAACACUUCAGGAAGAAUUUAUUAAUAAUUUGGAUUUUGUAAACACUGAUGCUAUGUUUGGUGUUGGACCUUUUGUGAUCAGCAAAGGGUCAGUGAGUAAAUGCAAGCCUAACAUGUUUACCUUUAAGGCACCUCGCACAUGUGUAAAUUUGUUGCGGUUACUUUGUGGUUUACAGCUGACAAAGCCAUUGUUGUUAGAAGGUAGCCCAGGUGUGGGUAAAACCAGUUUGGUGAUGGCUUUAGCUAAAGCCUCAGGAAAUGACAUUGUGCGAAUCAAUCUUUCUGAACAGACAGAUGUGAGUGAUCUAUUUGGUGCAGAUCUGCCAGUUGAGGGAGGCAAGGGUGGCAUGUUUGCAUGGCGUGAUGGGCCUCUGCUACAGGCACUGCGUCAGGGCUCCUGGGUAGUGUUGGAUGAACUUAACUUAGCGUCGCAAUCAGUUUUGGAAGGAUUGAAUGCAUGUUUUGAUCACCGUGGUGAAAUUUUUGUGCCAGAAUUAGGCAAAACCUUCCAAGUGGAGCAUCGUUCUACCAAAAUAUUUGCCUGUCAAAAUCCGCAGUAUCAAGGAGGUGCCAGGAAAGGUCUUCCAAAGUCUUUCAUGAAUAGAUUUACCCAGGUACAUGUGGAGUCACUCUCAUCUGCUGAUUUGGAGUUUAUUCUGAGUAUGAUGUACACAGAUCUUCCAAAUGAUAUAGUGGCAAAGAUGGUGAAAUUCAAUCAGGCCAUCACAUCAGAAAUUCAGGACCAAGGACUAUGGGGUGCUCGUGGUGGGCCAUGGGAGCUAAACCUGCGCGAUAUGUUCAGAUGGUGUGACGUUAUGGUGAAGAAUCAAGACAAGGAUUCCUACAAUCCAGGGCAGUAUGUGGGGCUCAUCUACUCUGCCCGCAUGAGGACAAUAGAAGACAAGAAAAAUGUGUUUCGUUUAUAUAAUGGCAUAUUUGGGGAAGAGUAUCCCUGCUAUCAGAGUCUUGGUAGAUUCCAUAUAACUAAGACCACUGUGCAAGUUGGACAUUCAGUGAUUGAUAGAAAUCAGGAUGGUAAUUAUAGUGAAGAAGACAGCAGUGGAGACCUGUAUAUGAUACAUCACCAGUUGCCAGUCUUAGAGAGUCUCAUUAGCUCUGUAAAUAUGAAUUGGAUGACUCUAAUGGUUGGUGAAUCAGGAGUUGGGAAGACAUCUCUAGUGAAGCUGUUAGCCAGGUUGACAGGUCAUCGCAUCCUUACUCUCACUGUCAAUUCUGAUAUGGAUGUGACGGAACUCCUUGGUGGCUUUGAGCAGAUUGACUAUGGGCGGGUCCUGGGUGAAGCUGUCUGUGAUGUUGGUCAUGCUGCCUGGGCAGCUUUGAGAAAGGCCCUUUUGCAUGGAAGGGAAUCCCAAGCUAAGAAGAUUCUGUCAACCUGGGAUAAUCUUCUCUCUGCCCGCAAUGACAAGACGAGGAGGACAACAUCUGAAGAGACGGCACAUUUCCACCACCAGUGUGAACUCCUGUUGGUUCUUCUUGGCACACUCACAACCACUGAAGAGAUAAGAUGCACGAAGACCACAAGCCACAAGAAGCAGCAGCAGCAGGAUCUUGAAGUAAAUGGUACAUGUGAAAAUUUAGGAGCACCCAUCAAAGUCAUAGAAUUAUGCAGCCGUGUAGAGAAACUGCAGAAGUGUGUGAAGGAAGCUGGUGGACUCUCUGGAGGUGGUACUUUUCAUUGGGUUGAUUCCAUUUUUGUCAAGGCCAUAUGUAAUGGUGAGUGGCUGCUUGUGGAUGGUGUGAAUUUGUGCUCUGCAUCAGUCCUGGACAGGCUUAAUGCUGUGCUGGAACCUGGCGGUGUGUUAACCCUGAGCGAAAGGGGUGUUGUAGAUGGUGCUGUUCCAUCAGUCACACCACAUUCCAAUUUCCGCCUGUUCCUUGCCAUGGACCCUCAAUAUGGAGAGAUCUCACGGGCCAUGAGAAAUCGAGGCUUAGAGAUCUGCAUGGUAGGGUCAUGGAAGAUUCCUCAAGAUAUAUGUGCUCUACUGUUGCAGGGGGGUCUGACAUCCCCUCAUCUGCAAAAUGCCCUUGUUCAAACCCAUCGAGCUAUUGCAGAUUUCCUCCCUGUGUAUGAGCAGCCAAGCAUUUCUCAAAUGAAGCAAGCAGCAUCAGUGACAUGCCAGUUGAUACAGAAAGGACACCAACCCAACCAUGCUCUUACCAAGGCUUUGAGACUUGUCUAUUUGCAGUCCCAGGGCAAAAUCAACAUUCGCCAAGCAAUUAGUGUGGCCAUAGAUGGAGCUAUACAAUGGUUAAAAACCAUCCCCAACUUGCUUUGGCCCCCUUACGAGAAUCAGGCUUUGAGUAUGAGUAGGUUAAGUGAGGGCAGUACCUUAGCACAGAUGAAAAUUGCAGGAUCUUUAUUACACACCAUCUUGCUAGCUGUUACAAACCCACAGGCUGCCAAAGCUUGGACAUCUGCAGUCUUGCCUCUUGCCAGACCUCUUCCAACUACAGAGUAUGGCAUACUUCAUUGUCUAAUUAUACUUUUGUCAACUAUUCCUGUGGAUGACUGGCCUUUGCUCUGUGCUUGGGUAUCACAUAUAGUCCGUAGUCUACCUCCUAAUUCAGCCCAGCUAGGUUGUAGAGCAGUAUCUGCAAUAGAGUUUGCCAUUUCCAGUGGACCAUGUGCUGCUUCUCAGGCAUUAAUAGAAAAUUUGGGCCCUAGCAAUAGUUUUGAUCCACGAUAUGACCUCCAGGCACUUACAGGAAAUGAGACAAAAUGUACAGGAGUUGAUUGUGAGAGUUUGGCUAAUAAAUCUUGCCUUUGGGUGUGGCAGACAAUCUCUAAUUUCUACAAGAAGCAGCAUAUUGCUAAUAAGAACCUGAAUGGUAAUUGCAAAUUGGAUACAAUGACUGUACUGGAAAUUUCUCAUGCAGUGAAUGAGGGACUAGCCAGAAAGAAUAAUUCACCACAUGCUGCAGUGCCAUUCCUAGUGCCUCUUCUUCAACAAAUUCAUCAACUGGUACUUAAACUUUCUAACAAUCCCCAAAUAACACUCACAAACCAAGAAUUUUGCCAGGUGUUAAGUGCUCUACAGUGGCAUGACCACCUGUACCAGUUGUGUUGUCAAGUAGUGAGGAAAUCCAAAUUCCACUUAUUUUUACCACAAUUGAUGCUUCAUUGGCAAUGGAUUGAAGGGGAAUUACUGCAAAAAAUGCCGGAGUCCUGGAGUACUUUGGUUCCAAAACAAUUAAAAGAAAUUGUUAAACAUUUGCAGUCUGCAUUUGAAAGAGAAUAUGAUCCUGUCCAUAAAUUAGCAGCAGGACUUCGGUUGCAUAUAUCCCCUGCUCCUUUCAUAUUUCACCAGGCCUCAGAUGCUCAUUCUCAUCUUGUAGACCUUGUAUCCAGUCUAACUCCUACUGCUAAUAGUGAUAAAAUUAAUCUGUUUUUAGCAUCACCACUUGGAAUAGAAGUAUGUGAAUCGCUGAUAUAUAUUGCAGGAAAGAUUCCUACUUGUGAUGCUGAAAACAUUGUGGAUGUAUGUUCCCAGCUGAAUUCUAUAGAUGAUACAAUACAAAAACAAUGUAUCAAACAUGAGCCAUCCCUUAAGGCCAUGGAAGCUGAUAUAUUGACUCUCCAAGUACAAACUUGGCCUUUGCGUGACUACAUAGCUUUCCGGGCCCUCUCACUUGAGAGAGAAGAUGGAGUGUUGUCUCCACACUUGCAGGGUGUGGUUGCAGGAGCUCCUGGAGUGUAUAAAGAAAUAGCAACAGUUUUGUCAGGUCCAGCAUUCAGAGUUUCCCCAGUAAUUAACACUCAUUAUUACCUAGCUCUCAGCAAGUGUACUGCUACCCAACACACUCGCACUUUCUUAACAUAUUCACCAUCUGUCUCAGAAGAUGAUAUGAUGGAAGAGCAAACACAAGAGGAUGCCCUCCAUCCAGCUGCCUGUCAGCUUACUUACAUUUUGUUAGCUGGUAAUAACAGGCAGGGCACUGGAACUGAAAGUAUAAUUGAACAGGUACCAGCUGGUUUACAUGUAGAAAAGGUUGCCCAACUGAAAGCUAUACGGUCAACCUUAUGGAACAACUGGUUGACUCUUGAAGAUCCUACAACAAGUUAUGAAGCUACAUUUACUAAAGCUGCUACCUCAUAUAUUACGCAGGCAUUGGGUGCUCUGGCAUUUACAAUGAAUAUUUCUGUAGAGCUCAAUAUUGGAGCUUAUGACUUGCAGAGUGCUUUAUGCUUGGCUUAUAAGAUUGCAGAGGACAAUGAUUCUGUUGUAUUAGAUAGUAGUCGGAAGCAGCUGUAUGAGGUGGCCAGCAUGAUACAGAAACUCCAGGUAUGCGACAGUAACUUUACAAACAAGUCAGACAUUGCGGCCCGUGCAGUAUUGGCCAUGGGAGUCAUACAGGCUACUGUUUUAGGUCACUUAGAGCCUGUUGAUCCUGCUCAGCGUCAUAGUCUCCUGCUUCAGUACCACCAGGAAGAAAUAGAUAAUUUAGAGUCAUAUGCAAUGUUUUCAGAGUGGUUUGAAUGCUUGCGUGGUUGUCUGGACAGCCCCCCAGUACACCUGAUGCACCCACAUAUAACAUUUUUCAAGGACAGAUGUAACCACCUGAAGUCAGCAGUGUCUCACCUAACUCAGCAGAUUGCUCACCGACCUGACGUGUCUGAAUAUCACCAAUUAAGACAAGAUUUUGCCCACUUUCUCUCUACAGUCUUCACACAUGAGAAGAUCCAAGAGCUCUCAUCAGGCCUAAAGUCUUGCAGAGAUACUCUUGCCCCAAGUGCAGUACAAAUGAAAGUUGAAUGCAUGAUUGCGUCUUGCGAUAACUUUGUGCAGAGAAUUAUUCGGCAUUACCCUCUGUACCGUGAUCUUACAUAUCCAUUUCUUCAUGCUGUGACCAUGACCUGUGAAGCUCUGCAUUUAUUAGCUUCUCAUUGCUACCUUAAGAAUAUCAGCUUCAAUUGUGGCACUGAUUUGACAGAAUGUUUAGUGAAAUAUUCCACUUUUCCAGCACCACGAGAACCUCUACAUCCUUUGCAACUGUUACAUGAACAGUUAACUCUUACUCAGUGCACAAAAGUUUUACUCCCAGAAGAUAAAUAUUCAAGUCAAGCAAAGGUGACCAAUAACUUGAUCUUACGUGCAGCUCUCCUAGAUCUAUUAAACGUGGUCCUUAAACAACAUUACUUGGAUGAUCAGGCUAUAAAGUUGGCUACACAAUUGUUUGGUCAGAUAGCUAAUACUUGGAGGCAGCAACAGGAGGAAAGAACUUUGCUUGCCCAGGAAGAAGAAAGUCUGUAUCGUUAUAAGGCUCGCACUAUAGCUGCUACUGAAACAGAGGAUGAGAUGCAAGAACGAGAAUUCCAUAGUGCUUUCCCUUCUUUUGACCAUGAAUUUGAUGAUUUGAAUGGUUUGAAUUUGAAUGAUGAUGUGAAAAUGGAUUGUAAUGAAGAUGGAAGUUCUGAAGAUGUCACAGUUGGACAUGUCACUGAUGAUCGAAUAUGUGAAGUGAGUGAAUUGCAUCGACUUAUCUUUACUUCUCUGGUCAGGACACACUGGUGUACAGCUCCUGCUAGCAGUAGCACACAAUCACCAUCACAAGUUGUGUUAGCAGCAGUAUUAAGGUUGCGUGUACUUCAUCACCUUAUUGGAACAGCUGGUGGUAUUGCAGGUUGUGAUUUAGAUCAUUCUACAUUGGGGGCUCAUAUUCUUAGCAACUAUAAUUCUUGUACUGUUUUGACUGGUGCAACCCCUCCUGAGCUCUUUACCCAUCCCUAUGACAUCUAUAGAGACCCCAAUCCCCAAGAAGUCUUAAAAGUUCGUCCAUUACUUCAGACAGUACGUGGACGAGUAGAUGAGCUACUUAAUCUGUGGCCUGCUCAUCCAUCACUGCUCAUGGUCAAUACUGUUAUAACAAGGGUGUUGGCCUUCCCUCUGACUUCACCUCUCAUGAGACAUGUGAUAGGGCUUGAAACAGUGCUAGAGAAGGCUCAGGAGUGGGAGAAAAAUGCUCAUAGAGGAGUUUCAAUGAUGGAUCAACUUGAGGCUGUUACACAUCAGAUAUUAGAAUGGCGACAACUCGAGCUAAAUGCUUGGCGCUCCUGUUUAGACUCUGUGACACACAAAGUUGCUAUUGAAGGCAAAAAAUGGUGGCCACAUCUACAUGAUACAGUCCAGGCAGCUCUUACAGAAACUGUUUCCCUUAGUGAUAUAUCCAAGACUGUGAAACAGUUCUUGGAAACUUCAGUAUUGGGUGACUUCCAAACCCGUCUUCAGUUGCUGUAUGCCUUUCACUGUAACCUUGCUGUGUUGGAAAGAAGUAAUGUUACUGAGCAACUGCUGGCCCUCACGUGGAAUCUUCAUCAGUUCUAUGUACAGUUCUUACCAUUAGUGACCUCUACUCUCUCGAAGGCUAGACAACCAAUUGAUAAGGAAGUAAAGGGCUAUGUGAAGAUUGCUCGUUGGAACGAUAUUAAUUACUUUGCCGUGCGUGAAUCUGUAACAAAGAGUCAUCGUACUCUUCAUCGUCACAUGCGCAAUUGGGAGAAAAAAUUGAGACAGUCCAUUGCCUCUUUACUUUAUAAUACCAAUUCAGAGUUAGCAGAAGAUCAUACCGGAGCAUGGGAUAAAGAGCCUAUUGAUGAAGUAACUGUUAUGCCCAUUGCUCCACCAGUUCCUGGUAAUGUAGACCACACAAGCAGGGCAGUAGGUAACUCAGUGUUAUGUCGACUCGGAGCUCUCACUCGUCGCUACCACAAACUGGCAUCCCGAACACUGAUUAAACUUCCUUAUUCUUCUUAUAUAAACACAGUUGAGGAUGUCAGUACCAAUAUUAUCACAAAUUAUCAGGAGCUCCAAGCUGCUGCAUCUCGCUCUGAGAAUGUCUCAGAUUCAGAGGUACGGUUGAAACAGCUACGCAGUGUUAUGCAACGACGCCGUGAUACUCUGGCUCGUCUGUUCAAGACAUUAGCUUCUUUAGGUGUUACUUACACCCGUGGAAACAGUUUAUGGAAUGACGAUGACAUCGCGUCUUGUUUUUCUUUACCACCUAUGGACCUUGACACUGCUCACCCUGGUAUAAUAUCUCUGAAGACAGCACAAGAGGCAUGGCCUGGAUGUAUUAAGUACUUGAACCGUUGUAUUAGUCGUCUCACCCUCUUUCUGAAAACCCUACAACAACCGCAUAGUGAUCUUAGUCCUGAGCUUAUCAAGCGUUUGCGUGGUGUGUCUUGCUAUUUAUUCUUAUUGGCUCGAGACCAACGGAGAUCUUUGGGCGAAAUCAGUAACUACACUCGGCAGUUACAUCUACUCCUAAGGGAUUUGAGAAAUGUUGAACCACAUCCAGCACCAAUUGCUAAAAUUUUCAGUGGUUGUCAACAACUUCAUGCAUUAGCAACAUCUCUCUCCCUAACCUUAUCAGAAAUUUCUAUCCUCCUAGGAACAUCUUCCAGUAGUCCUCCCUUAUUGCUGGUGCAAGAUCAUGGUGCAGUCUUAGAACAUAUGCAGUUGGAAGAUGCAAAGAGAAUGCUGAAUGAAACUGAAGCAAGAGUUAGUUAUCUUACACAACAACUUGCUACUUACUUGAGACAUUUCCAAGAUGGACAGCAUUUAGUAACUCCUGAAUACUCCAGAUUCUUUUCUGAAGCGUUGAAUAAGCUCUCAAGUGAGGCAGAGAUAUUGCAAGAGGUAAUUAAAUUGCUUUCAGUAAAUGAUGGUAGAAAGCUUCCUCUCACUAGGCAGCUAUUAUGUUGGUUAAAAGAAUGGCAUGCUACCCAACAUGACUUGUCUACUUGGAAGGAUGUUCAGCUUCCAUCCAAAGAAAUAAAUGAUCUUGACUUAAAGCACCUGGAUCAUUGCUUGACUCAAGCUUUGUUAGCUGUUGAAAAUAUUUACAAAAGACAUUGCUCGGGUAAUGGUACAGUAGAGGAUAGCACUGAAGAAGAUUUUGUGAAGAACCUCCUGAGUCAUGGUAUAGUACAAAACCUUGAGUCUGACAAGAAAGAUCUGAGAAUCAAGGAAGUUGUAAAUCGAUUACAAAAAUUGAUGAAAGGAGCAGAGAACCAGCCAUAUUUGUUGGAAGAAUUGAAAGCUGCUGUUCCUCUUUUAGAACAGUAUCAAGUAAUAUGUGAAUCUGUUUUGUUAGUAAUGGUCUGCAGUAAUAGAGGUAUUGUAAAGUUUACAUCCAUUUUAAUUGCCAUAUUUCAACAACUUGCUGUAAAAGGCUUUUGUCGACCUCAGGAGCUGGAAGAUGAGGCUGGAGGCGAAGGUGCCACAAAUUUUGAGGACUCAGAGGGUACAGGUCUUGGUGAGGGGGAUGGUCAGAAGGAUGUGUCUGAUCGUAUUGAGUCAGAGGAUCAACUUGAAUCAGCAUUGAAAGAGGGAGAAAAUGAGAAGCCAGGUGAUGAAGACUUGAAAGAAGAAGAUCAAGGAAUAGAGAUGAAUGAAGAUUUUGAUGGAAAGAUGCAGGCUGUGGAACAGAAUGAAAAGAAUGAAGAUGAUAGUGAUGAGGAAAAUAAUGAAAAUGAUGAUGUUGAUAAGCAAAUGGGGGAAACUGAAAAAGGAGCAGAUAAACUUGAUGAAAAGUUGUGGGGUGAUGAUGAAGAUGGAAAUGAAGAUGAAGAUGACAGCAAAGAACAAGAUGAAGAAGAUGGCCCAGGUGAUGGUGAGGUGACUGAAUCCAAAAUGGUGGCUAAAGAUGACAAUAAGAGCAAAAAAGAGAGAGACAAAGACCAGAAAAAGAAGAAUGAAUUGAAGGAAAUGGAAGACACUAGAAAGGAAAAUCCAGUGGAAGAUGGAAAUGAAUAUGAUGAUAACUUCACUGACCCUUAUGGUGGUGAAGCUGACAUGGAAAAUGAAGAGGAAGAAGAAGAAAUGGUUUUACCAGAUGAUAUAAACUUAGAUGCUGAGGCUAACAAGGAGGAUAAUGAAGAUGAGGAUAAUGAAAAAUGCGAUCCCUUGGAGAUGGAGGAAAUGGGCAUUUUCCCUGAAGAAGAAAGUGAACCAAAGGAGAAAGAUAAUAAGGAACAAGAAAAUGAAGCAGAAGAACAUGAUAAGAAAGAUGAAGACGAUGCAGACAAAGAAAAUAGGGAAGAGCAGGCUGGAGAAAUUGCUGAAAAUGGUGAUGAUGAACAUUCAGAAGAAACAAAGAAAGAUGAACGCAGGGAAGGUACAGAGGAAGGAAAUAAUGUAGACGAUGUUGAGAAGGAAGAAAAAAAUGAAGAUGCUGCUGAAGCUUCUCAAGACAAAGACAGCAAGACACCAGCUGAGGCAGCAGAGAUGGACACAACAGAAGGCAGCAAGGAUGAAACUAAGGAACAACCAAAAUCCAAGAUGGGUGGGCAGCAUGAAGAGGAUGAAGAGGAAAGGCAAGAAGAACAAGGUCAAAUAGGUGAGCAAACAGAUGACCAAGAAGGUGUGGGGCAGUCCGAGAGUCGCACCCGUGAUGAUGCACACAAAGGCGAAUCAUCUGCUCUGGUUACCAAGUCUUCAGCUAAUGAUCAGAAUGACAUGAAGAAGCCCCGUAAGCCUGGGACAGUUGAUGAGAAUAGAACACUAGGGGACAAUCAAGAGAAAAUGCAGCACGGGCCAAUGACCAAAGAGAUGAGGAAAAAGAGAUCAGAGAACAAUCUGCCAGAACAAGAGGAUGCUGAAGAUCACGUGGAGCAGAAGAACUCUGAGUAUGAACCUAUUGAUAAGGCAGAGGAUCACUUUGAUGCUCAGAUUGUUGAUGCUGGUACUCAGGAGCAGGCCAGAGAGGCACCAGCACCAGCAGAUAGACAGGAGGAGGAUAAGCCACAAGAAGAGGAAGAAAUGAUAGAAACUCCAAUGGAGGUUGAUGAAGAUGAUCUGGGAGAGGCUGGAGAGGAAAAGGAAGCGACAGCUCAAGAGGGAGAAAAGAGAGAGAACAGAGAAAGAGGUCAGGGUAAGCGUGAUCCCCAGGAAGAAAGUGAGACUCAAAUUGUGACUGAGGGAGAUACUGUACUCGAGUCCCUCAUUCAGCGACCACCAGAGACUUACUUCCACACUCUUAUGGCAGAUGAAGAUGAACAGGAGGAAAAACUUUUUGCCAAAUUUGAUGAAAAUGUUGAGGAAACUAGACGGCAGAUUGAAGUAAUAAGUACUCAGAGUGAGGAUGAUGGCACAUCUUGGGCACAGCAAGAAGCACGAGUGGCACCUAUAUCAUUACAGUUGUGUGAGCAAUUACGGCUUAUCCUGGAGCCCACUCAAGCAGCCAGACUACGUGGUGAUUAUAGAACAGGGAAAAGACUGAACAUGAGAAAAGUGAUACCUUACAUAGCCUCACAGUUCCGCAAAGACAAAAUCUGGCUACGUAGGACACAACCUAGUAAGCGAACAUAUCAAAUCUUGGUAGCAGUUGAUGAUUCUGAAUCUAUGGCUGAAGCACGUGCAGGUAGCCUUGCCAUAGAAAGUGUGGCCCUUGUGACGCGUGCUCUCACACUGUUGGAGGUUGGACAAUUGGGCGUCAUUAGUUUUGGGGCAUCAACUAGAAUUAUUCACCCCUUUGAUCAGCCAUUUAGUGAAGCAGCAGGCAGUAAAGUUCUUGCUAGUCUUAAAUUUGAUCAGAAGGUUACCAACUUUGGUCGUAUGUUAGAGGACAGUGUAGCUCUGAUGAAUGGGUCCCGAGUGACCAGUAGUCAUGGUAAUCCUGACACUGCUCAGCUGCUGCUCAUCCUCAGUGAUGGUCAGACACAAACAAGAUCAGAAAUUGUGAAAGCAGCAGUUAGAACAGCCCGGGCUUCCAGAAUAUUUAUUGUUUUUCUAGUUUUAGAUUCAAUGGAUAAUAAAUAUUCAUUUUAUGAUGUAUUAGUGUAUGAAAAAGGCCGCAUGAAACCACUGGUCGAAUCAUUUCCUUUCCCAUUCUUUUUGGUAGUAAGGGACCUAGCUACACUUCCUUCUGCCCUAGCAACUGCUCUCAGGCAAUGGUUUGAACUGGUGACUGCUGAUGCAGCUCACUAAAUAUCUAAAGUAGUGAUACUGUACACAUUGCAAGUUCAAUACAUAUGAAAAAUUAUAUGUAUUGGGUGCAUAUUACCCCGCGUUAAAAGUUUAAUGACUGUAUGCUUAAAGAGAGAUGUACAGUACUAUAGUUUUUUUUAGUUUUUACAGUUUUGUUCUGUGGCCACUUUUAUACUCCAUUUUUUCAAUGAUUUAAUUGCAGAUGCUCUGUAACACUUAAAUUUCAAAGUUUCUAGUGACUGAAAAGUUUGUAAAUAUUUUUUAUUUUGAUUAAAUGAAGAGGAAAUGUUUUAAAAUUCAGAAGAAAUUAUGUUUAGAAAAAUUAUCACUUAGGAUUGACAUAUUCUUACAAUUAUAAUUCACAAUAGCUAUAAUAAAUUUAUAUAAGACA
Molecule: messenger RNA, 16377 nt
Organism: Homarus americanus (American lobster)
Lineage: Eukaryota; Metazoa; Arthropoda; Malacostraca; Decapoda; Nephropidae
Product: midasin-like
Exons: 33
Coding region: 69-15986 (5305 amino acids)
Biological process (GO): ribosomal large subunit assembly; rRNA processing
Cellular component (GO): nucleus; preribosome, large subunit precursor
Molecular function (GO): ATP binding; ATP hydrolysis activity
Source: RefSeq, a predicted model, not a curated record